Capsicum annuum is the source of this 1580-nucleotide messenger RNA. RefSeq names its product calpain-type cysteine protease DEK1-like. The transcript has 4 exons. Gene Ontology annotation, biological process: proteolysis. Lineage: Eukaryota; Viridiplantae; Streptophyta; Magnoliopsida; Solanales; Solanaceae. The coding region runs from base 333 to 617 and encodes 94 amino acids. The record is from RefSeq and is a predicted model, not a curated record. Gene Ontology annotation, molecular function: calcium-dependent cysteine-type endopeptidase activity. Gene Ontology annotation, cellular component: cytoplasm.
CAGAAACUUUAAGAAACCAGAUUGGUGGAGUUGAUUGAUAGUUUUUCUGUUGCUAAUUUCAACAUAUCUGGUAAACAUUAAAGGAAUAGUUGCGUGUCUUUUGGAAUUUGUCUCAUGUUUUGACUUUGGUUCUUCUUGCUUAGGUUGAUGGGUGGGACAGUGAUCCUGCGGAUGUAGAUCUUUAUGACAUAGAUGAUGUAGAUUGGGAUGGACAGUAUUCAAGUGGGAGGAAGAGAAGGUCAGAUCGUGAUGGGGUUGUGUUGGACGUGGAUUCUUUUACUCGAAGGUUGAGGAAGCCUCAAGUAGACACGCAGAAGGAAAUCAAUCAACACAUGCUUUCAGUGGAAAUAGCUGUGAAGGAGGCUCUCUUAGCAAGAGGAGAAUCACAUUUCACUGAUCAAGAGUUUCCUCCCAAUGACCGCUCGUUAUUUAUGGAUCCGGACAAUCCCCCAUCUAAAUUGCAGGUUGUUUCUGAAUGGAUGAGGCCUACUGAUAUAGUGAAAGAGAAGCAUCUGGGUAAUCACCAAUGCUUAUUUUCCGGAGUAGCAAAUUCUUCAGAUGUUUCCAGGUUGUGCUACUCUUGCUUCAUACUGUUUGCUCAAAGGACGGCUGGGUGAUUGUUGGUUUCUAAGUGCUGUUGCUGUGCUAACUGAGGUUUCACGAAUAUCAGAAGUCAUAAUUACACCAGAAUACAAUCAGGAAGGAAUAUAUACAGUUCGCUUUUGCAUUCAGGUUAGGCUUCUUUAUUUGUACAGUUACUUGUGCCUGCAAUGUGUUCUUCAAAAGGGCAUAGAAUCAUCUUAGUUCCCACCAGACAUGAACAUACUGGAUUUUUUCAAUUGAUUAAAUUAUAAGUUGUUUUAACGUGUCUCUUGAACUCUGGACAGAAAGGACCGUUGGAGCAACACCUUGAAAGCAAUAAAUUUCCUGUCUUCAAAAUUUAGGAUCUAUGAAUCUAUAGAGAUGAACUACUAGCCACUAUGAUUAUAGAUUAUGGAGGGGUAAAUCAUUCGAAGAAAAAAAAAGAGAACAUUUAGAAAUGGAGAGUGAGAGAAGGGAUUCUGCACAGACUAUCUCCAAUCAUUCACACGUGUCUGAGAGCUGGUUGAACGUUGCAGUAAAAAAGCUCGGCAUAGACAGAGGAGAAAGGAUGGUCUGUCCUUUGCGAAUGGAUGAAGCAAGCUGUCUUAUUCUGGGAAGUCCAUGGUUGCUAAAUGCCAUUUCUGCAUGGGUGCUGGAAGUCUCUAAAGCCAAUAGAAGGAAGAUGGUCCAUUGAUUCUAGUGUUCAGCUCUGAACAUGGUCUCGAAGAGGGUUCUCGGGGAUUAGAAUACUGUACAUGAGUAGAUGUAAAAUAGGAUUUAGUUAUGUAAAUGAGGGUUAACAAAAAGGAAUAGAUGAAAAAAAAAAAUAGGAAUAGAUGUGAGGGAUGCACUACUGGAUGAAUGUUGGAGUCCACGAUAUGGGUGAAAUAUCAAUUGAAGUUUCAGCAUCAGUUUUGAAGUACUUGUAGACAUCACUUCAUUAAUUGUAAAAACCGAACAUUCUUACAUCAAUGGAAUUAACUAACACCUUUCUACAA